This is a messenger RNA of Xiphias gladius (swordfish), 1388 nucleotides long. Its product is annotated as otoraplin-like. Gene Ontology annotation, molecular function: protein binding. Gene Ontology annotation, biological process: cartilage condensation. The record is from RefSeq and is a predicted model, not a curated record. Lineage: Eukaryota; Metazoa; Chordata; Actinopteri; Istiophoriformes; Xiphiidae. The coding region runs from base 720 to 1109 and encodes 129 amino acids. The transcript is spliced from 5 exons.
GCGGCUGGAGUUCUUCCGCUGUCCUCAAAGCACUUAUUGCAUCCUUAAAUGCUCAAGGACUAUUAUUCCUCAUUGCUGAGUUCAGAUUGGCAUGUCCACCAGUAUGCCUCCUAAGAAUUAUCAUCCAGCCUAUCACGCCGCAUCGCAGUAGAGUAUACCACCAUCGAAAUUCCCACAAAACUCAGAUUACCAAUACUUGGUUUUUGCCAGACUGUAAUUUUUUUUUCACCUGGUGAAAAACAACUGACCAGAGACUCUCGAGUUGCGCGAUCUCUUGGCCACAGCCAGGGGACAAGAGUGCCACCAGGUGUUUGGAUAAAAACACGACUCCUGUACCGGUCUAGACUCGAUGGGUCUGCAGGGGCGCUUCAGACGACACGGAGGGUUGUAAAGCAAAUUUCUACUAACUCACGGGAAGUUAGAAAUGACUAGGCCAAGAGACACAGCUGUCAUGAGCUGUGACUGCUUGUUCCUGCAAAGAGACUGAGAUUUGGGUAGUAAAAAAAAAAGAGGAAGUCAGCCAACUCCCCUGUGGGGAAAUGAAUAGUUCUUCCAGAGUGUGGCAUUUCUGAAACUCAACAGCGAUUGGCCAGGCGACCUCUGGUGUAGGAGCUCAGCCCAUUCAGUCCUGGCCGAGAGAAGCGUUUUGGGAUUUUUAUAGCCUUAAGUUCCUUCAAGCGUCCACACAACAGUCCCUUGGUCCUGCUCUUUUGGUCAGCAUGAGUUAUCCACUGGUGUUUCUGCUCUGUGUGGGACUACUGCACCAAACUUCGAGGGCCGUCGUUAUGGAUAAAUUAGCAGACAACAAGAUAUGUGGGGAUGCAGAAUGCUCACAUGUUCUCUCCAUGGCCACAGCCGUGGGUGACUUCACAGCUCCUGACUGCAGAUUCAUCAACAUCAAGAAGGGUCAGAUGGUUUAUGUGUAUUCUAAACUCGUACCAGAGGAGGGCACCGGAGUCUUCUGGUCUGGCAGUGUUUACAGUGAGCGGUAUGUGGACCAGAUGGGCAUCGUUGGCUACUUCCCUGCAACUGUGGUGAAGGAGACACUCAAGUUUGCAGAAGACACAGUGAAGAUUCCAACAACCGUCAUGGACUUCUACUGUGAUUAAGGAAUGACAGACUGAAGCCUCUUUCUUCUCAAGUCUUGCUUUUAGUAACUCUGGCUUUUAUAAAGGGGAAUAGAUAGUACCUCCUUUGAGGUGGUGUGCCAGACUAUGUGCUAUUACAUCCUGUGGAGCUGUAUCCAGCUGGAAUGAAAACCAGGGCACUUUCAGCCCCUCCUAGUCAGUCGACAGUCUGACACCCCUGCUGUUGAGUUAGCUAGUCCUAUCUGUCUUUCUUUGUCUUAACAGGACAUUCGGCUCAAUAAACCUUUUUUUUCAUGUCAA